This is a messenger RNA of Peniophora sp. CBMAI 1063, 879 nucleotides long. Lineage: Eukaryota; Fungi; Basidiomycota; Agaricomycetes; Russulales; Peniophoraceae. The record is from the annotation of a GenBank genome assembly.
AUGGCUUCGCAAUACACCCCUCGCCUCAUCGGCGCCCCGAACACGCUUGAGCACCGUGUCUACAUUGAGCACAAUGGCCGUGUCGUGUCGCCCUUCCACGAUAUCCCGCUCUUUGCGGACCAGAACAACGGGAUCCUGAACAUGGUCGUCGAGGUCCCUCGCUGGACGAACGCGAAGAUGGAGAUCUCCAAGGAGGAGGCACUUAACCCGAUCAAGCAGGACAUCAAGAAAGGUCGUCUGCGCUACGUUCGCAACUGCUUCCCGCACCACGGCUACAUCUGGAACUACGGCGCGUUCCCCCAGACUUGGGAGGACCCUACGUCGAUGCACGCCGAGACCAAGGCCAAGGGCGACAACGACCCGCUCGACGUCUGCGAGAUCGGCGAGCAGGUCGGCUACGUCGGCCAAGUGAAGCAGGUCAAGGUUCUCGGCAUCAUGGCACUUCUUGACGAGGGCGAGACCGACUGGAAGGUUAUUGUCGUUGACGUUCAGGACCCGCUUGCGAGCAAGCUCAACGACAUCGAGGAUGUUGAGCGUCACCUUCCGGGUCUCGUUCGUGCGACGAACGAGUGGUUCCGUAUCUACAAGAUCCCCGACGGAAAGCCGGAGAACCAGUUCGCGUUCUCGGGCGAGGCUAAGAACAAGAAGUACGCGACCGAGAUCAUCCACGAGUGCCACGAGGCCUGGCGCCGCCUCAUCACUGGCGAGGUGCCCGCGAAGACGCCGGCCUACGAUCUCAGCAUCCGCAACGUGUCGCAGCCGAACUCGCCAGGCUACAACAAGACCGACGAGGGCAUUCCUCCCGACAGCCGCAAGCCGCCGGCGCCCGUGGACCCUUCCAUCUCGAAGUGGUUCUACAUCUCCUCUGCCCAGGUGUAA